Messenger RNA from Carassius gibelio (silver crucian carp), 5661 nucleotides. RefSeq names its product membrane bound O-acyltransferase domain containing 1 (gene mboat1). Gene Ontology annotation, cellular component: membrane. Bases 373 to 1863 code for a protein of 496 amino acids. Gene Ontology annotation, molecular function: acyltransferase activity. Lineage: Eukaryota; Metazoa; Chordata; Actinopteri; Cypriniformes; Cyprinidae. The transcript has 13 exons. The record is from RefSeq and is a predicted model, not a curated record. Gene Ontology annotation, biological process: lipid modification.
UCCGUGCUGCUUCUGCACUGCAUACGGGAGACAGAGCCAAAGCGUGCUUCUCACGCCAAAUACGUGGGACUGGGAGAGGAAAACUCUGAAUAUGUGUUACUCCUCCCUUGAGCCGCCUCUUUCAAUGCGAGGCGUUCCUUUAAUUUUUGAUUUUAACACACUCCAAUAAGAUCACUUGAUUCCCUGCUGACAGCUCAACCAGCCCCGCCUUCAACCUACUUCAACACACAACUUUAGCUCUUUGAUACGGAGCGUUUGAUUUGUCUUCACCAUGCUAAUUCUGUAUAAGUAUUUCUAAUAUAUACUACGCUUAAAGUUUGGCGAUACGACGUCGAUAUUUGUCAGGUGAUACAGGGAUCUACACAAUGCAAAAUGGACAAAAAGGAAAACACAGACAUCGCAUUUAAAACUACUGGAUGCACCUGGUUAAGUUCAGUCAGCGAUCAAGUUGGAGUUCCUUUGGAUCAGGUGAAUUUCAUUGCCUGUCAGAUUUUGGGACUAGCAGUUGCAUUUUGGUUUCGUCUUGGUCUCAAUCCGCAGCAUAACACCCCUGAGGUUCGACAUGCUGUUGCUACCAUUAUUGGAGCUUCAUUCAUUAUGUUUUGCUUCGGGUGGUAUGCCAUACAUGUCUUUAUCCUGGUGUUGGCUUGUUAUGGAAUUUUGAUCAAAUCCAGUGUAAACGGUGUUCACAGAUAUACUAUGAUUGCAUCAGUAGGAUACCUCAUUGUUUGCCAAGUGAGCAGAGUCUUCAUAUUCGACUAUGGCAUCUUGUCCACGGAUUUCUCAGGCCCUUUGAUGAUAAUAACACAGAAGGUCACUACUCUUGCCUUUCAGGUACAUGAUGGUAUGUGUCGAAAGCAAGAAGAACUUAAAGAUGAUCAGAGACGUCUGGCUGUACACUCUAAGCCAUCACUGUUGGAGUACCUAAGCUAUAAUAUUAAUUUUCUGAGUGUCUUGGUGGGACCCUGCAGUAUCUAUAAAGACUACAUAGAGUUUAUAGAGGGCCAGCAUGUCCAGCACAGGCUGAAAAGAGUGAAAGACAUCAGCUCUCAGCAGAAUGGCUGGGAUAAAGUGCCUGAACCAUCGCCUGUGAGGGCUGUGAUUAAUAAGCUUCUUGUGUGCGCGUGCUGUCUGCUCUGGUUCUUCAUCAUCACAAAAGCAUUCCCCAUAACAUACAAUGUGGAUCCACAAUUCAUCAGCGAGGCCUCUUUCAUUACAAGAUUGGCCUAUGCCUUAAUUUCUGUCCAAGCAGCCAGACCCAAGUUCUACUUCGCAUGGACCCUCGCGGAUGCCAUCCAUAAUGCAGCGGGGUAUGGAGUCAGUGGUGUGAAUGAAAGGGGAGAAGUGUCCUGGGACCUCAUCUCCAAUGUUCGCAUCUGGGAGAUUGAGACAGCGACAAGUUUUAAAUCAUUCAUUGACAACUGGAAUAUACAGACUUCUCUUUGGCUAAAAAGUGUAUGUUAUGAUCGAGCACCAUAUUACCGCAUGCCACUCACGUUUGUGCUGUCGGCCAUCUGGCAUGGAGUUUACCCAGGAUACUACUUUACAUUCAUCACCGCUAUACCCAUCACCUUAGCAGCUCGCUCUGUGCGCAGAAACUUCCGGGAAUUUUUCUUGUCCUCUCCACUGCUCAAGAUCUGCUAUGAUGUUGUGACCUGGGCUGCCACUCAGCUGACUGUCUGCUACAUUGUAAUGCCCUUCCUUCUACUUGCAGUGGAACCAACCUUGCAGUAUUACAGAUCAAUGUACUUUCAUGUGCAUGUCAUCAGCAUUCUGGCUAUGAUUCUUCUGCCCAGCAAACCCAGUUGCUUCAAGUCUGAAAUUCAUGCCCUGCACUUCAACAAUAAUGUGAAGGAGGACUAAACCCUUCUGACCCUUCUGUUGUGUGUGUGUGUGUGUGUGUGUGUGUGUGAACUGGGAGAGCAGAGGCACUGAGAGACAAAAGCUACUUUGUGUGAAUAAACACACACACACGUUUGUUUUUGUGAAAAGUGAGGACAUCCCAUAGGCGUAAUGGUUUUUAUACUGUAUAAACUGUAUGAUUUAUAAGCAUUUUGAAAAAUGGGGACAUGGGUUAUGUCCUCAUAAGUCACCCUCUCCUUGUAAUAUCUGUGUCAUAACCACCAUUAUAAAGAGUUGUGUCCUGAUAUGUCACAAAAACAAGAGCACACACAUACACACACACACACACACACACAAUACCCAGGCCACAACUGAGCUUUAUACAAGUGUACACAGCCAGGGAUACAGUCCAUUUAAUCAAAAACACACUUAAUCAAAAGCAGCUUGAGAAAGUUUUUACAAGAACUGAUAAGAGCACACAAAGUUUGAUUUAUGCUGUACAUGGUAUAUGACAUAAGGAGGCAAGUAUCUGUUUUUGUCAGUUAAUGAAUGCUGCUCAUUUAAGGGUAUUUUAAAAUAGUUGAACACUGUAUUUUAUCUUAGUUUGUCAUGUUAAGACAUCAAUUUUGUGAAAUUACAGUGUAGUAAAUACAUAAUGGCUAUAAAUAAUGAAUUAAAACACUACUGCAAAUAUUAACUGAAGAAUAAUCAAAUUAGAAUAAUCAAAUGUGUUAUGAAUUGUGAUACCUGAAUAAAUGUUAUAGGUUUUUGAAUGAAUUAAUGGGCACUGUAUGUACACAUUCCCAAGUUUUUUUUUUUUUUUUUUUUUUUCUAAAACCCUUUUUUCUAAAACCCUGGCAAACAGAAUAUGUUUUGACUUGGGAAAGUAAGCAAGGUCACAGUCAUACAAGCCUACAUUGAACAACAUCAGGAGUAUCAGGCCCUUCCUAAUUGAGCAUGCUACACAAAUGUGCCUCGCUGGUGGCAUCUUCCUGUAACACCUGGACAAAUCAGUGACACAAUUAUUUGUUCUAUUUAACACCCCUACCCCCAACCAACAUUCAAGAAAUAAGGUUCUCUGGAACUCUUUUCCUGAAAUUAAAAUAACCCCAAAAGGACAGAUCAGACCUCUGGUUAUCACAACUAGAUAAGCUUUACAACUCAGUGGUAUUCAGAGAGUUUUACUCACUUAAUUCACUUUGAAUAGACGCAUUCUGACCAUAGGACUGCAUGCCACGAACCCCUAAACUGAACGUUUUCAGCAGUUAUUUGUGUUUGUGCCCUGGUGUUUCUGGUUUCUGGACAAAAACCUGACUUUUUUGUGCAUGGUAGUUUUCCAGUUUGCUCACUAAUGCGAUUAACUCCCAGACGCCAACAGAAAUGUUUACUCACUCACCGGUAAACCCACGUACAUUCCUGUGCACACAAGAAGUAAAGUCCCAACAAAAUCCAGGGUACAAAAAUAAGUCUCUGUCAGAAGGAGAUGCAUAAACGAGAACACAAGUGUACUAUUUAUGGAGGCUAUAUCUUUAACACCAAGCAUUUCUGCAGACUCUGUUGAUAUUCUCCUUGAUUUCAAAAGUUAAGAAUGUUAUUGAUGAUAUUGUUCUUAUAAUAGUCAGUAAGAAAACAAACAGACAGAAAUCAGUCUGGAGAAGAUCAACAGCAGUUCAGAAAAGACAAUGUAGAAAAGCAGAGUGGAUGUGGCAGAAGACAAAACUUGUAAUCCACUAUAUCAUCUAUUAAGACAGCCUUCAUACUUUAACGUGAAACUAGCCACAGCUAGACAGAAUUUCUUCUCAAACCCUAUAAACAGUAACUUUAAUAACACUUGUACUCUUUUUGCCACUGUUGAGAGACUGACAAACCCCCCCAAGUCAGAUUCCCAAUGAAAAGCUCUCAGACAGCAAAUGCAAUGAGCUUGCAUCCUUCUUUUCUGAGAAGGAAGGUGAUUAGCACAUCCUCAAGUAAUGCAAAGGUCAGACAGAUUAGGCCACAAUAUCAAAAAGAUACUAUGUCUAUUUUUGAGGCAAUUGAUAGCAAAAUUCUGGAAGACAGUGCAGCACCUAAAAUCGUCAACCUGCUAUCUUGACACACUUCCCACAUCUUUUUUCAAAAGUGAGAAAAAAGUUUAUCUGCUUAGAAGCAGAUCUUUUAGAAGUGGUGAAUGCCUCACUUCUUUCUGGGACAUUUCCAAACUCCUUAAAAACUACAGUUGUUAAGCCCCUCCUGAAAAAAGCAAUCUUGAUAACACCAUUUUGAGCAAUUUUAGACAAAUAUCUAAUCUUCCUUUUAUAGGCAAAAUUAUAGAAAAGGUAGUAUUUAAUCAGUUGAACAAAUACUUAAACUCAAAUGGAUACCUGGACAAUUUUCAAUCUGGUUUUCGAACCGCAUCACAGCACAGAGACAGCACUCAUUAAGAUAAUAAAUUAUAUUUGCUUAAAUUGUGACUCAGGCAAAAUAUCGGUGCUGGUAUUGCUAGAUCUCAGUGCUGCGUUUGACACUGUUGAUCAUAACAUACUACUAGAGAGAUUGGAAACUGGGUCUGGCUUUUUGGGAUGGUACUCAAAUGGUUCAGGUCAUACUUAGAAGGGAGAGGAUAUUAUGUGAGUAUAGGAGAGCAUAAGUCUAAGUGGACGUCCAUGACAUGUGGAGUCCCACAAGGGUCAAUUCUUGCACCGCUCUUGUUUAGCCUAUAUAUGCUCCCACUAAGUCAAAUAAUGAGAAAGAACCAAAUUGCUUAUCACAGCUAUGCUGAUGAUACCCAGAUUUACCUAGCCUUAUCUCCAAAUGACUACAGCCCCAUUGACUCCCUCUGCCAAUGCAUUGAUGAAAUUAAUAGUUGGAUGUGCCAGAACUUUCUUCAGUUAAACAAGGAAAAAACUGAAGUCAUAGCAUUUGGAAACAAAGAUGAAGUGUUCAAGGUGAAUGCAUACCUUGACUCUAGGGGUCAAACAACUAAAAAUCAAGUCAGGAAUCUUGGUGUGAUUCUGGAGACAGACCUUAGUUUCAGUAGUCAUAUCAAAGCAGUAACUAAAUCAGCAUAUUAUCAUUUGAAAACAUUGCAAGAAUUAGAUGUUUUGUUUCUAUCCAAGACUUGGAGAAACUUGUUCAUGCCUUUAAUGGGCUCCUCACCGGCCUUCCCAAAAAGACAAUUAGACAGCUGCAGCUCAUCCAGAACGCUGCUGCCAGGGUUCUGACUAGAACCAGAAAAUCUGAGCAUAUCACACCAGUCCUCAGAUCCUUACACUGGCUUCCAGUUUCAUUUAGGAUUGAUUUUAAAGUACUUUUACUCGUAUAUAAGUCACUAAAAGACCUAGGACCAAAAUAUAUUUCAGAUAUGUUCACUGAAUAUAAGCUUAACAGACCACUCAGAUCACUAGGAUGGAGUCAGUUAGAAAUGCCAAGGGUUCACACAAAGCAAGAAGUAUGGGUCACCAUACUUGGCUGAAUGUCACUUCACUUUAGUUACUAUGCCGCCCACAGUUGGAAUCAGCUUCCAGAAGAGAUCAGAUGUGCUAAAACACUAGUCACAUUUAAAUCUAGACUUAAAACUCAUCUGUUUAGCUGUGUAUUUAUUGAAUGAGCACUGUGCAGUGUCCGAACUGAUUGCACAAUAUUUUAUUUUAUGUAAAAUCAUUUGGUAACUGUUUAAAAUUCAUUUUAAAUAAGUAUUUUUUAUAAUUGUAAAAAUUUAAAAAAUGCUUGUUUUAUUCUUAUUAUUUUUCUUCAUUAUUAUUUUACUUUCUUUUAUGUAAAGCACUUUGAAUUACCAUUGUGUACAAAAUGUGCUAUAUAAAUAAACUUGCCUUGCCUUGC